AUGGCACCUCGUGGAUCCGGUCGGGGACGUGAGAGAGAUCGUACUAGUACUCAGGAACCGAAAAUCAACCCGAAUAACCUGGUAAACCUUAUGGCGGUGUUGGAGAAUAUGAUUGCUACUAUGCAGGCCACUGCGGAAGCUCUUGGGCAACAGAUAAAUAAUAAUGGCAAUGGCGGAAGUGGAGCUCAGGGCCCGAUGACACUGGGGGCUCGAUGUCUCCUGCAGCAGGAGAAUGAUCCUAUCACCUGGGGUUCCUUCCAAGUGGAAUUUUAUAAGAAGUAUUUCCCGAAUUCUGCUAGAAUGGUCAAGGAACUUGAAUUACUGCAGCUGAAGCAGGGUACAAUGUCCGUAUCUGAGUAUACGGAUAAAUUUGAGGAGUUAUUCAGGUUUUCUCAAUGUGUGAGGAAGGCUGUUGAGGCGAAGAAUGACCGUCGGGAGUCCCACCGCAGGGAGCACAAUCAAGAAUACCCAACAAGGGGUCAAGAGUUUAAGAGAAGAGAAUACCCACAACGUUUUCCUCAAAGGCGAAAUGACCUUGCGACGAAUAAGAAUUCCCAAGGAAAAGGUAGGGAAAAACAAAUAGUGGCUGCUUCGGAUGUUUUAAGCUGUCAGAGAUGUGGAGGUCAUCACCCAAAUAGACCGUGUCGUUAUGGUUUGGGUUUGUGUUACAAUUGCGGAAAGCUAGGACAUUUGGUCAGAGAUUGCCCACACCGGAAGGACCGGGAGACUGCCAGGUCUGAUUUUCGUACCUGA
Molecule: messenger RNA, 753 nt
Organism: Arachis stenosperma
Lineage: Eukaryota; Viridiplantae; Streptophyta; Magnoliopsida; Fabales; Fabaceae
Exons: 3
Coding region: 1-753 (250 amino acids)
Molecular function (GO): nucleic acid binding; zinc ion binding
Source: RefSeq, a predicted model, not a curated record